This is a messenger RNA of Camponotus floridanus (Florida carpenter ant), 573 nucleotides long. It is a transcript of the gene purple, whose product is annotated as 6-pyruvoyl tetrahydrobiopterin synthase. The transcript is spliced from 3 exons. Lineage: Eukaryota; Metazoa; Arthropoda; Insecta; Hymenoptera; Formicidae. Gene Ontology annotation, biological process: tetrahydrobiopterin biosynthetic process. The record is from RefSeq and is a predicted model, not a curated record. Gene Ontology annotation, cellular component: mitochondrion. Gene Ontology annotation, molecular function: 6-pyruvoyltetrahydropterin synthase activity. Bases 83 to 538 code for a protein of 151 amino acids.
CCAAUAUCAAUUCUCCAAUCUCCAAAGUUAAUUUAUCUGUCAUUCCUUUAAUAAUAUCUACAUUCCAUAUUCUUGUUGUAAAAUGGAUUCUUCCUCUAAGAAAAAACCAAUCGCUUAUUUAACGCGAAAAGAACACAUAUCUUGCUGUCAUCGUUUGAAUAGCCCAUUUUUAAAUGAAUACGAUAAUGCUAGAGUGUAUGGGAAAUGCAAUAACAUUUAUGGACAUGGACAUAAUUAUACAGUGGAAGUAACCGUCCGCGGACCCAUAGAUCCAUCAACAGGCAUGGUUCUUAAUUUAUCAGAUUUAAAAGAAUGCAUGCAGAAAGUGGUGAUAGAUGAAAUGGAUCAUAAAAAUAUAGAUAAACAAGUAGAACAUUUUACAAACAACACAAUAUCUACCACUGAAAAUAUUGCUGUUUACAUUUUUGAGCAGUUGAAGAAACAUAUGUCCAACCCAAAAUUACUUUAUGAAGUCAAGGUCCACGAAACUGACAAAAAUGUUAUGUACUUCAGAGGCGAGUAUGAUGAAAAUGAAUAAAAUGUUAUAUAUUUUAAAUGCGAAUGUGAUAAAAA